UUGUGUAAUGGCGCCAGGUUCGAAAGAGUCCAGCUUUCAUGGCUGCUAUCUUCUCGUGGCGACCUCUGCUCGCAGCAAGGGCAGGACGUACAUUGGUUACACCGUCAACCCGACCAGGCGAAUAAAGCAACACAACUCCGGGUCCCAGUAUGGCGGGGCGAAAAGAACCAGCGGAAGAGAGUGGGACAUGGUGCUGAUCGUGUUUGGCUUUCCCAACAACACGUACGCGUUGCAGUUUGAAUGGGCGUGGCAGAAUCCUCGCCGAUCGCUACGCCUUCGUCAGGACACCGUCGUUCAGAAGCUGCCGGCGAGAGGACGCUCGCUGAAGCACUGCUGGACGAUUGUGUGCCACCUGCUCAACACGGGCCCGUGGUGUCGACUGCCGCUGCGUGUUCGCUGGCUCCACCCUGACUAUAAGCUUGACUUUCCAGACGAUGCCACACCUCCAUCACACAUGCCCCUGUCGCACGGACCACUGGACAUCACCAUAGCCAAUCCCCUGGAUGACAGCAUCAGUGAGCAGCGCGUGUUAGAAGCCGUGCAGCGACUCAAGUCCAUUGAUCAGCCGGUCUGCUCGGUGUGCGACGAAUCUCUCUCGUCGGACACACUAUGGUGUCAAUGCUAUCAUCACCCGUGCAUCACCACGUAUCACCUGACCUGCCUUGCCACACGCUGGUCACCCGCCACCGGCCAUGAUGGGGACGACAGCGACGAUGACAUCACCAUUACAUCAUCGCAGCUGCCGGUGAUGUCAUCGCAAUCGCAGGCACGGGUGGUGCCACUGCGACAGCGCUUGUGCCUGUCUCAGAGCCGCACGGCUGCUGGCGGUGCAAGCGUUGCGGCGUCAAGUCAACGGCACACCGGAGCAUCCCAGAGACGGCCCACCGCUAGCCAACGACAACACCACCACCGCCGCCAGCACCAGCCUGCUGCUGCUGCUGCAACUCAGCCCAUGCAGCAGGUGCUGUCGCCAUCCGAACAGCUCGUGCCCAUUCACGGUGCCUGCCCUGGCUGUGGCCUGCUGCUGCAAUGGGGUGCGCUGGUACGCUGGAGAAAGCGCCUUAUCGACACCUGGGACAAAAAGCCUCCGGCAUCCAAAAAGAAGUCGAGGGCAGCAGCGAAACGAGCAGCAGCACCUACAACAGCAUUUCCAGACUGAGAGUUCUAGGACACCCAAGGUCCUAUCAUCAACCAGCGCAGCCACAGGCUGAACCAGCAUGAUCACUAAGCCACUGCGCAGGCUGCUCUGUUCAUCGCUCACUGCCGGCACAGGAACACCAUUACGAAUGGACAGACGGACGGACACACACACACACACACAUCGAUGCCCUACUCGUCCGUGUGAAGACUGUAAUGGUGACAUCACCUUUGGAGCUGGAACACCAUUAUGGGUACAAGCAUCCCGCCAGCUAUGUCCUACUGUUGGCUACAUCAUCUAUUAAAAGGUGCGAUUUCACAUCAUCAUCAUUGCUAGUGUGUUGUCACUGUUAUAUCGAGUGGCAUCAAGACGUACCGCCGUGCCUGCCAUGCCAAGCAACAACCACACACACCUGAUGACACGUGCCUGACUAUGCUCCUGUGUUGUGAGCUCGCUCUCAUCGGGAGAGAAUUGAUGUGCUGGCGGCGUAUUGCUCGCCGCUACCUCUCUCCAGCUCAAGACUAAGUUAUGAUUGCUUGCCAACUCUCUCUCUCUCUCUCUCCAUCGACAGGCGGACUGCUUGUGGACAAAGUGACUUUGUUAGUCCAUGGAUAUUUCCGUCAUGCCCCGCGACCCACACGCCCAGCUCAAGACUAGGACUGCUUGCAAACUAAAUCCAUUGAUAUGUCCGUCAUGCGUCUGAUCCACACGCCCAGCGCAAGAUGCUAUAACCAGCGAGGCUUGCACCGCGAUCCCACUGCCAUCAGCCGUCCAUCCGGUAUGCUAGCAGGUGCACACAACGCACUUAAAAUGUAGACGUGGUGUCUUUGCCAAGCAAAGAGAAUUCAAAAUUCCCAAGCAGUGGUCCGUCCGCAGGCCAGAGUUGGCAGUGCGUACAAGCAGCUCCGUCAUUGUGUCACUGGUGUCCGUAUCGUUUGCAUGUCCGCGUGCACUGUGUUCAAGGUCCAUGCACUGCAAUUGUCUCUGGCGUUCCCGAUCCGUAUAGGCAGGGAACACGAUAAGACGUUUACAUUGCUCUGGCACGAUAUUCCUGCCACGUUCGGAAACGGUCGGACAUGGCCAGACGCUGUGAUUUUUUUAGGGUUUCGUUCACUGUCCUGCUUAUGAUGAAGCUGGAUUUAUUCCGCCGUGAUUAAUCUCCACCGAGUUCAUACCGUCACAAACGUACUCGCGUCUCCGACCCUGGUGUGGUCUGCCCCGGAUAGGCACGCUGCUCGCUGGAUGUGCUUUUCUUAAAGGAUUGUCAAGGAUAAGCUCGACUCGUGCUUCUCGUGUGUUCCGGACGGGCAGCUGUGAGUCAGACCGGCGUCAGUCGGGACUACAGUAAGCAUGUGCCCCGACGCUGGUUUGGCGCAGCAUCCGCCUCGGUUACUACCGGCAACGUCACUCCUCCAUCUCACCUGGAAGCGAAGUUUCAAUAGUCACGGGCGCCCAAGAACGUUAUUUCCCUGGAGGUUCUUAUUUCUCAGUAAUCUGGCUGCUCUUUAAAUAACUUUGUCACGAACAUUAUAAUUAUUAUGUGAUUUUCGUGAAUAUUUUUUCUCUUCUUUCCAAUCUCGUGGGGUUCCUGUGGAUAGUGGCAUGUCUGCCCAUGUCUUGUGACAUUUUAGAAAUGCCACGUGGUGAAUUUUCGGUCCAAGUUUGGAAGUGAGGUUUUCUCAAAAUUGUGAUCCUACAUGUGGGAUUUGGUAUAAUUAUCGUUAUUGUUUUCUGGACUUUCUGUGACCAUGGAUGAUCAAGAGAAUAAGGGUGCGUUCUUAUAAUAAUAAUAAUAUUAUUCUCUAGCUUCUAGGAGAAGAACCACAGAGAAGACAAUAUUCAUAUUGCUCAAUUUCAAAAUGGAGCAUUGAGGAAGAGGAUCUGUUAUGCCCUCUCCCCUCAGCUCUGGCAUUCUUUGGGACACCAGGAUUGAAAUUGGA
Sycon ciliatum is the source of this 3078-nucleotide messenger RNA. RefSeq names its product structure-specific endonuclease subunit SLX1 homolog. Lineage: Eukaryota; Metazoa; Porifera; Calcarea; Leucosolenida; Sycettidae. The transcript has 6 exons. The record is from RefSeq and is a predicted model, not a curated record. Gene Ontology annotation, biological process: double-strand break repair via homologous recombination. Bases 8 to 1159 code for a protein of 383 amino acids. Gene Ontology annotation, cellular component: Slx1-Slx4 complex. Gene Ontology annotation, molecular function: 5'-flap endonuclease activity; crossover junction DNA endonuclease activity.